Messenger RNA from Recurvomyces mirabilis, 1530 nucleotides. RefSeq names its product Peptidyl-prolyl isomerase cwc27 (gene CWC27). The record is from RefSeq and is a predicted model, not a curated record. Gene Ontology annotation, cellular component: catalytic step 2 spliceosome. The transcript has a single exon. Gene Ontology annotation, biological process: protein folding; protein peptidyl-prolyl isomerization. Gene Ontology annotation, molecular function: peptidyl-prolyl cis-trans isomerase activity. Bases 1 to 1530 code for a protein of 509 amino acids. Lineage: Eukaryota; Fungi; Ascomycota; Dothideomycetes; Mycosphaerellales; Teratosphaeriaceae.
AUGGCCGCACUGUACAAUCUCGAGCCUCAACCCACAGCCAAAGUAAUCCUUAAGACCACUUCAGGCGACCUUACAAUCGAGCUCUUCGCAAAGCAGACACCUCUCGCAUCACGAAACUUCCUCCAACACUGUCUCGAUGGAUACUACAACAACACCAUCUUCCAUCGUCUGGUAUCGAACUUCAUCCUCCAAGGUGGUGACCCUACAGGGUCUGGCUCAGGCGGAAUCAGUGCAAUCAACGAUGGUGAUGGCUUUGGCGAUGAGAUCCACAGCCGGAUCAAGUUCAACAGGAGAGGAUUGCUGGGAAUGGGCAAAGGAGAGGAUGGCAAGUACGGUAGUCAAUUCUUUCUGACAUUGGGUAGUGGAAAUGAGGUGCAGGGGUUGACGGGAAGAUGUACUAUGUUUGGGCGUAUUGAAGGUGACACUAUAUACAAUCUUAUGAAGAUGGCAGAUGCGGAAUUGGUGGAGGGAGAAGGUAGUGAAAGGCCAUUGUACCCAACUCGUAUUACUGGAUGUGAGAUCCUGGUGAAUCCUUUUGAGGAUAUGGUUGCGAGGGUACGAGAGGCACCGAGGACGAUUGAUGAUGGUGGGAAGAAGGAUGUGAAGAAGAGGAAGAAGCCGUCAGGCAAGAAUGUGCUGAGCUUUGGUGUGGAUGAGGGUGAGGAGGACAUGGCUCCGGUUGUAAAGAAGGUUAAAGCAAACCCGAAGCUGGUGUCUGUGGGCGAGGAGCAGCCCGAGAAGUUGAACAACACGAGGAUACUAGAAGCUCCUAAGCGGAAAGAGCGUGCGAGACGGACGUCAACGCCGGAUCCAGUAGAAGAUGAUGAGGAACCACCCCAGGCGAUGCCCGUGCCAGUGUCCAAGCCAAUAGACGACAUCGAGUCCGAGGACGAAGUGGUCGAACAGCGGCCGAAGACAAGUGCACUCGAACGUACGAAUGCCGAGAUAGCAGCUUUGAAACUUAGCAUGAAGCGGACAGUCGACACAGCGCCCAAGGAGCGGGAGAAGCCUAAGAGUGCCCUAGAAGCUAUGAUACCCGCCACGAGCUCGAAGGGUCGGAAACGAGGCAAAGCGACAGACGAGAGGGGAGCAAUAGAUCUGUUCAAAGCCUUCAAGCAAAGAUUGGACGAAAUACCACCAGGCGACAAACCUCCCACGAACGAUGAUAGUGCGAAAGCCGGGGCCACACCUGCCACCACAAACGGAGCCCGUUCCGCUCUUGUAGACGUAGAGGAUGAUGAAAAAGCCACCCUCUGCGACCUGCACUUCAUAGCGAACUGCCAAUCCUGCAAAUCAUGGGACGAAGGGAAGCCAGAUGAAAGUGCUGAAGCAGACAACGACGAUGACCCGGGCUGGAUGACGCAUCGAUUGAAUUUCGCGAAAGAUACGCUGGGGAAGGAUCUGGAGUGGAAGAGGCAGAUGCAGGAAUUUGAGGUCAUCGAUCCGAGGGAGAAGGCGAGGGAGAUUAAGGCUGAGGGUAGGAAGGGGAAGGAGAGGGAGAGGGCAGGGCGUGGGAAGAGAAAAGUGUAG